CGGCUGCUGUGAGGUGGCUGUCGUCGGGCAAAAGAAGCGCCACUGGUUGCAUUGGAGUAUAUCUGGCCAACUUAUAAAGUUUUAAUUAUUUUAGACAUGGACAUUCACAAUCCCAGGAGCAGCAACCAGACUUCACCUUUCCAGAAGUUGUCAAAUGGUUACAUCCCCCCCAGAGGCAAAGUGGUUCCCAACACCCUCUUUGUUGGUUGGACUAACAUGACGGUGGAUGAAAAUGAUAUGCGGGAGAUCUUUGGGAGAGAUGGUACUGUCCAGGAAGUAAAACUGAUCACAGACCGUGCCGGGAUCAGCAAAGGGUAUGGGUUUGUGCGCUUCAAUGAAGAUGUUGAUAUUCAGUCAAUCUUGAAGCAACAGAUCCGAUUUAAGGGCCAUAAUCUCAGGUUGGGCCCUGCCAUCAUGAAAGAAAGGAGCUCUCGGGCCCAUGUGGUUGUCCCAGACCACCGGAUGAGCCCCACUCAGUACUUCUGCUACACCUGCUGCUCACCCAUGGGUAGGGGUAUGGCACAACCUUCGGCAUUCAUCAGUGGAGGCAGCCACUACAGUCAGCCGUACUUCUACUCCAACUUUGGAGGGGCCAUGAUCCCACCUAUGCCAGUGAACCAUGUACAGAACGCCCACGCCUACCAGUACCCUCCACCUCACUGGAUUGCGGACCAGUGGACACAGCCUAUCGAUCAGGACUGUGUGGACUGUGGCGUCCAGACUAUGAUGAAUUUGAUGUAGUCCACAGCUACUGACCCCCCUGCCAGAUACACGCCACGGUGGCUGCAGCGAGUCAAAACUCGGACAGGAUGACAUCUUGAUGUUCCAGACGGCUGGAAGCACCGCGCUCGCUCACACUGUAUCCCGAAUACCCUGCUCCCGCCUUCCUUCCCUCAAUUCUUUUGAGACCCAUUUUAACACCAUACUGCAGGAGCCCUUCACUUUAACUGAACCAGUUUAAUCACAAUCACUUUGAAACACGACUGGUCGGGACCACUGUCGUGUGGUCGAAUCACUUUUAACCCACGUGGAUCACAGUGACAGUUACACAGAAAGAGCAGAGCACCCUCACCGUACAAGUUCAUCACUUCUUCAUUCUUUUUUGUUUUUCUUUGUCAGUUAUCCCAGAGAGGAAAAUGGAAAAUACUUUUAAGCUCACCAUUUCUGCCUAUUUAUAUCUUGUGUUUUAUUAUUUUAAAUGUUUGUUUGAUAGGGGCUUUUAUCCUCUGCCAGGGCUCUCUGUACAUUUAUAUGUUGUAACAAUGUCUUGGAGUUGAAUACUACUUUAACUCCAGUUCAGGUCUGAUGCUCCUCUGAUGAAGACAUUUCAUUAACUUUUCUACUACAGUAUACGGGCACUUGGUCAUUCCAUUAAAUUCAAGACCUCACAUUUAGUUUGGGCUCUAUUCCUCUUAAUUGGGUGUCGAUUGAGACGGUAAAUGAACGGCAUUUUUCUCACAUUAUAGACUUUUUGAGUUCCAUAGAGCGUGUACAGCACACCGAUCAUCUAUGUUGGGUUUCUAAACUGUCCGUCCUGUGAGUGGGUGUUUCUCAAACGGCAUUUUUUUCCCCCCACCAUCAUUCAUCAAUCAGCUUAUAUUUGGAGGGGAAAAAAGUGGAAAGCCGUUUUGAUCCACUUUGAAAAUUAAGUGUCAUUUAAAGUGAGGUGCUCUCUGUGUCUUUGGGGGGAAAACAUUCAUUGUACAUGGUUCGCUGUACUGGUUUUAAUCUUGUCGCAGGUGAUCUUGCACAUUUUACUGUCAUCGUAUGAUUCUUUUACGUAUAAUCUCUUCACUCGGUGCACUUCAUUUGUUUUCUGUUUAUUUAUACACUAAAAGAGCAGCUUUGUUUGGCUGGAGAUGCACAUUUGGUGCACAUCACAUUUUCUUUUCUCUUAACCAAUAGUUUUAUAGGGCUAUUGACCUCAGGGUGUCCUGUGUGCUUAUUGCAGUGGUAGAAUUUUGUUCAGAGAGCCUGGGCACUACACUGUUAAGUUUGGUUUAUUGUCAGCGUUCAUGUUUUGCAAGGUUUGGAUGUUUUUGUCUGA
This is a messenger RNA of Epinephelus moara (kelp grouper), 2047 nucleotides long. RefSeq names its product deleted in azoospermia-like (gene dazl). The coding region runs from base 97 to 741 and encodes 214 amino acids. The transcript has 10 exons. The record is from RefSeq and is a predicted model, not a curated record. Lineage: Eukaryota; Metazoa; Chordata; Actinopteri; Perciformes; Serranidae. Gene Ontology annotation, molecular function: RNA binding.